This is a messenger RNA of Symbiodinium sp. CCMP2592, 807 nucleotides long. The record is from the annotation of a GenBank genome assembly. NCBI's taxonomy places the organism in Eukaryota, Dinophyceae, Suessiales, Symbiodiniaceae.
AUGGACGUGGAAAUUCUUCUGGAGACGGCCGAGGAGCAGUGCAAGCGAAGAAGCCGAGGCCCUCGCAGCCUCUUCGCUAUCUCCUAUCUUACGGUGGCGGAAGAUUGGGACGAAGCUUCGUGCAGUGGGCAGGAGCUGGUCCGCGCGAACCCGCAGAUGUCCUGGGCCAUCGCUCUGUCCCGGCGCUUCUGCUCCAUCGGGCGGCUGCCAGGGCUCCGGAUGAACGGCCACCGUGCCGGCAAGGGACCCCAGGUAAUGGAGAUGGUCUUGCGAAAUCUGGCGCUGCGGAUCAAGGAUCGAGAUGAAGAGACACUGAAGCGCUUCGAGCAGGCCUCGGCAGUGUCGAACACCCAGGACCACGCGGUCGGCACGCGCCUGGUGGUCAGCAUGGCCAAGGAGGUGCUCGAGUGGAGCAAGUCCGGCCCUCUGGGCUUGUGGCUGAAGGAUGCAGAGCUCUAUGCCGGUGAGAAGGGUCGGAAUCAAGCAUCAGCGCUGCUUCGUGCAGCUGCUGACAGCCUGGACGGCGAGGUGCGAGGCCUCGGCCACACGCAGAGCUUCCGGCUUCCGAGUGCUGAGGAUGACAGCCUCCAAGCUGCAGUCGACCGCAGCAUCACGAAAGGUGUGCGCCUGGUGCAUUUCGGCUGCUUCGAGCAGGCGCAGGAGCAAUUGGACGAGGCUCGGCUUAGCCUGGAGCAGCGGCACUUCGCGGCCGAGGAGGUGCGCGAGAGUUUGACGCUCGCAGCUUGCCUGGCCUCCUCGUUGCUGCAGCAGAAGCGACUCUGUCUCCAAUGGACAAUGUCGGUAUAG